Molecule: messenger RNA, 1113 nt
Organism: Fusarium vanettenii 77-13-4
Lineage: Eukaryota; Fungi; Ascomycota; Sordariomycetes; Hypocreales; Nectriaceae
Exons: 2
Coding region: 1-1113 (370 amino acids)
Biological process (GO): regulation of transcription by RNA polymerase II
Molecular function (GO): DNA-binding transcription activator activity, RNA polymerase II-specific
Source: RefSeq, a predicted model, not a curated record
AUGUCAAGUGUGAUGAGGCCAAGCCGCAGUGUGCCGGCUGCGCCCGGCGAGGAGAAGAAGACGGCCCAGAGCCGAGGUAGUCCUGCUUCGGAUGCUGCCACUGCCGUUUCCGAAACACAAGGCGCCGCCGAGCCGUUGUUGGCCACACCGUCCCUCGACGAGACGGCCGCAGGGUCCAACUAUGGCGCAAAGCACCUUCUCGAUCUCCGCAUGAUGCACCAUUAUUGUAUCUUCACAGCCGAGAGCUUUGCCGCCGAAUUCUCACAGGAUAUCGCCUCAAUAUUGAAGGUCGAACUUCCGCGCCUUGCCUACCAGCAUGAGUUUCUCAUGGACGCCAUCCUCCUCGUGGCCAUGGUCCAUCUCGGCUGCACGGAACCAGAGCUCCUUCAGACCCUUCCCAUCUACCUCUACCGAGACCAAGCAUUACGCACACUGCGCCAAGCCAUUAGCUGCAUAACCGACUCAAGCAUCACGGCAGUAAAAGGCGCGUCCGUCUUGCUUGCGACUGUCUCUUUCGCCACAGACCGAGUAUCUCAGCAAUCCGGUUUAUGGCUGACCAAUUGGCUAACACUUGCCCACGGGCGACGGAAUAUCCACCUGCAGCCAACUGUCGUAGAGGGCCAGGCGAGGAAACUAUCUGGUGCCAGCUUAUACGGGUCCUUCAAUGAUGUACCAGAAUCAGACCGCAUUGCCAGCGGCAUCGUGCGCGCGAUUCAGAGGGAUCGAAACAUCCACGGCGACGAGAUGUGUCUUGACACCCUUCACAGAGCCGCGACAGAGGUGAGCCGGCUCAUCUCGGCAUUGGAGUCUCCCCGCGAUAAGCUAUGGCUUGCAAAGCAGAUCAAAGCAUGGGCCUUUGAUGUUAUAGAUCCCAGGUUUUUGGAAUUGGUCCGACAAGAGAGGCCAUGUGCGUUGGUAAUCCUCUCGCACUACUUGGCCGUGUUCGGCCUGUUGCCUCGCACAUGGGUGUAUGAUGGGCUUGUCAGCCACGACAUGGAACUUAUGGCCGACAAGUUGGGUCUGGAGUGGGAGGAUUGCAUAGUGUUGCCAAAGAUGGUCUUGCAUGUUGAAGGCCGUGAGGCGUUGACCGAGCUGUUGCUGAGCUGUCUAUAA